AGUGUCCGGUAGGGUACAUCAAGCCUUGAGAUAAUGGGCUUGUAAUCCUUUCCUGCACUUACAAAUCAUUAAUAUUUCAGGGGUCUACGUUCAGGAGAAGACUUUCAUGUUUAUGUGCAUGGAUCAUGAUGGNACUGUAGUUUUGAUGGACCCUGACUCACUGGAUCAAGUGGAAGUUUCAAAGGACUUGUUCAACAAGGACUGUUUGUAUCUACGAGAUGAAAUGAAAGUUAAAGUACAAUUUUAUGGUGACAAACCUUUAUCCGCAUCAGUACCAAAACGUGUAACAUGCAUUGUCAAGGAAGUNAUUUCAGCCACUACAAGGAGUAAAAAGGUGGUACUGGACAAUGGCCUUGCAGUUGAAGUACCGCUUCACAUUGUACCUGGUGAUGCCAUAGUUGUUAGUACGGAGCAUGACUCCUACAUAGAAAGGGCCAAAUCAUAGUGUGACUUCAGCCAGGAUUUGAAUAGAUAUCGAAGACUUCUGAAGCAGAAUGGCCCUUUUAUUCACCCUUCAAAAUUUUUUCACAUUUAUGGUUUAUGGGUGAGUGGGUACAACAACUAAUGCU
This is a messenger RNA of Vigna radiata var. radiata (mung bean), 569 nucleotides long. Its product is annotated as elongation factor P-like. Gene Ontology annotation, biological process: translational elongation; peptide biosynthetic process. The transcript has 6 exons. The coding region runs from base 107 to 445 and encodes 112 amino acids. Lineage: Eukaryota; Viridiplantae; Streptophyta; Magnoliopsida; Fabales; Fabaceae. The record is from RefSeq and is a predicted model, not a curated record. Gene Ontology annotation, cellular component: cytoplasm. Gene Ontology annotation, molecular function: translation elongation factor activity.